CCUUCCCAAGCAUUCGCCACCACUAUGAUUAAUAAUUAUUGUCUAUAAUAUAUUCCAGGAGAGAUUAUAAAUAAUACACCGAUCGUGAUCUCCGCUACCGGUAUUCGAGUUACCAAUACCAGACUCUAGACUCGUGUCCGCCGAAUACCCGGGCGGCCAGCGGGGCACGUACGGCCUACGCUACGGAUGCAGAUCUCGGAUUAGUAUCAUCAUGUCAUCAAAAAUUCUUCGCCUUUUAGAAGGUUUUGGGGAUGAUGCCCAAGUGGGUGCAAUCCUAAGGAAAGCGGUUGCCCAAGCCCAGACAGCACUGGCUUCAAAGGACCAUGCACACGCAGUCGACCUCAUUGCCUUCUGCUCAGAGAAUCUACAGAGCAACCCACAUCUCCUGCAGACGGAGGAGGUGGAAGACAUCGUCCAACGUCUAUGCUUCCCAGUGGCAGCAGCAAGGAUGAUGGGUGGUAAGGAGGAGGAGACGCAGGGAAGGGAGAUCCUCCAGAGAGUUUGUGAGUUUCUUGCAGGUACCAUGUCCUCUUCGUUCAGGAAACACCAUCCAAAGCCUUGUGAGAUUGUAAUGAAAGCCUGCACACAGAGCCUCCUCACCUACAGAGAUGAAGUUUACACCAGGGACCAAGGAUGCAAUGAGUUUGAUGAGGAUGAAGAACGAAAGAAAGGUGACCUCAGUAUAUCAUCUUCCAUAACUGUCCUAAGCAUCUAUACAAAGAAGCUCAAACAGUCUCCAGAAAAACCUGAUAGAAGCGAUGAAGCCGAAGAUUUGUGGUGGCGUGAACUCACAGAGAUAGUGUUGGACAUCCUGGAGACGGGUGAAGCCCUCGUUUGUGUGCAACUAGCCCAAAUCAUGGUCCCCAAAGACAAGGACUUACCCCUGGGUGGAAGAACUAGGAGUGAGAUGCUUGAAAUGAUUUGGGGACGACUAGUAGCGAUGCAUGAGAGAGGUGUAGUGCGUUUGGAAGGGGUGAAUGAGAACAUCUACCUCAUUCUCUGCGCCCUGUCUGAUGCAUACUUCCCAACUUCUACAGAGGAGUCAACCGUCAAAGCAAAUGAUACAGGACUGGAUUGUUCUAGAGGCUUGAAUCUCCUGGAGCUGGAGUUGUUUUGGAAACUGAUUCAGCAAGGGCUUAUCCACACCAAUCCCCUGACACGCAAGCGUUGCAGCUAUCUGAUGAAGAGGGCGGUUGAUGUGGCUGCAACUUCUGGAAGAUCUAUAGGUCAGGGGUCACAUGGGCUGGACGAGCAGCCAUUGUUCUCAUGGAAUCCAGCGGAGAAAGAGAAAUUGCUACGUCUCUGGUUUGAAUUUUUCCUCAUUUAUGAGACUCUGGAGGAAGUUCAGAUCCAUGUAGUUACUCCUGCAAUGCCUCGUCUUGCCCAGCUGACAAAGGCUACAUAUAGAUUGGAUGGGGCAGGUAUACCUAUAAUGCAUUCCAGUUGGCUGUGUAUACUGUAUCAGCGUUGCUUUGUUCACGAGAGUAAGACAAUCACAAGACUUGGUGUAACUCAGUGUUUGAAUCUUGACCUGGACAAGAGUUCAUUUCUUCAUCAGAGUGGGCCGAGGUUCAUCUUUGGUCCCUUACUGACUGCUCUGCAUGAGGAGUAUCUGUACACCAAGCCACCUGAGACACCACCCGGCUCACAACCACCCAUCGGUCUGGCCUUGAAGAAGUUUAUGGUCUUCUGUGUGUCACAACUCAAUGAUGAUACAAGGAAAACAUUCUUAUCUGAUUUGCUGGCAUUGAUCUGUGAGCAGGCAUGGGGACCAGUCACUAUCUCCUUUGUCGCUGAGGCCUUGGCGAGUAUCCCAGCAUUCCCUGCAUGGGGGCGUUCAUCCUUGUUCCUGCUGAGGGACAAGCUUUCAUCUGGUUUCGUGACCUGCCCUCCCGGCUACCGGUCCACCAUCCAGUGCUUCUUCCUUAGGGCAGCCCUCCAUCUUCUAGACUGGAGUAGUAUCUCACUGCACCAGCUCUCCAGUCUUCUGGGUGUGUGCAAUGCUGCUGAGGUUCUCAAGAGGGGAUCAUCACUCUGGGAAGAGGUAUGCCAAGCUUUCCAUGACAACAUGCUCAAUCCCACCUCAUCAGAUCCAGACAUCCAGCCCCGGUCACCAUGGCAGACAUGCAUCCAGGAGAUCAAAGGUUAUCUGCACGUUGACCCGACCAAAGAGGCUCUAGAGAGGGAUGAUCUACCCAAUAGAGAGGAGGCCCAAAGGGUCGUCAUAACCAUGCUUAUGGUGGCUGACUCGCAAGCUCUGGAUCAUCCUCAAGAUAGCCAUAUAUCAGACCUGCUGCAACCCCUACAUGAGGUGCUAGGUAGAGCAGGGAGCCAUGUGUAUCUACCUACUCAGAAGGCUGAUAAGGCACUGCAGAUUCUUUACGCUUUGCUCCAAGAAUCACAGACAUCAUCUCAGGAUCAGCGUUACUCAGAAUUUUGCACAUCUCUAACGAUCCUGCUCUGCGAGACCCUGGGUGAAAUCUUCCAGUACCUCAUCCGUCAGUUACUAGGCAACAGGGAUGUUCAAGUGCAUGAUGUGAACAGCAUCACCCUGUACCGGUCAUUCUUGGAUGCCUUACUAUCCCAUGCAGGGAGAGAGCAUGAGGGUCAAGGCAGGAGUUUUCAGGGUCAAGGCUUGACCCUCAAGAUCAUCGAGGGUAGGAAGCAGCUUCUGAAAGGUUGCGAAGCUCUCAUGAACUCACAGCUUCAGAAUGAGCAUUAUGUAAAAGAAAUGCAUCACUGUUACACAAUGACGUCCAUCCUGACCUGGAUUUUAUCAUCGGAGGCUUUCAGUCCUGGUGCAAUGCUGCCCUCUACAUCCAAUAUGUUGACAUCUCUUCUGAGAGUAGAAGCCUCGGCCUCUGCAAGAUUGAAAGAGGUUGCUGAAGCAGGAGAUAUGAGGGGGCUUGAUGGUUCAAACAGAGGGCGACUGCAGUCAGAUGUGAUCAGGACCAAAUGGGAAGCCAUCUUGGCCGUUAUCCAACAUUGGGACAGACAUAGAGGCAAGGCAGGCAGUGGAUUGACCCAGGAAGAUGACCCUGUUGCUUGGCAACCGGUGCUGUCUGCUUGCCUGUCUGACACGAGUCUGGUAUCUGCCUUGCAUACCAGGCCAUUGUUGAAGUGUACUGCUUUGCUCAUUGACAAGGUGGCUGAUGAGAACAUUCCAUUAUGCUUGGAGGGGCUGUCAGCGUGCUGGUGCGCUGUACUGGAUGGUUGGAGGGCAAACUCAACAUUCUGGAAUCUGUACGAGGCCUUUAUCGCUGUAGCCUACCAACCGACUUUAUUACAACUUGGGGAAGGCACUGAAGUCUAUGAAGCUCUUCAGAAGUACACAUCAAAGAUCCUUUCCCAGGGAGAGACUAGACUGGGCAUGCUCAAUACCUUGAUGUGUCACCUAGACAAGGUCUUAUCGGAGCACUUCUUCCUUCAACCCCCUGAGAAUCAUCGCCAUGACGCCAUGACGGUCAUCAGAAAUCUUUCGGGUAUCCUUCAGGAAGCUGCCCUCUUCGGUCCCUGUGUAUCAAAAUCAGUCAGACUGAUGGAAGACAUAUCAGCCUACCUUGUGAGACAUGAAGAGCUUCUAACAGUGAGACCCAUCCUACAAAACAACAGCAAUGCCACCAAUCCCUGUCAUCCCAGAGUCCUUGUAAUUAGUAUCUUGAUGAAGAUAGGAGCAAGCAACUUUCAAGGAAAAGAAGAAUUCUUUGAAGACUUCCUCAGCAGCCUUCUAGACAAGGAUCAGGAGAUAAUUCCCAAGAAGCGAAGCUACAUCAUCAACUCAGUAGUCCAUCGUCUCAAGCUUCGUAUAUGGCAGGCAGCUAUCAUCAUUCUCAACUUUCUGUCUCCGGAUGCUGCUCCACGAAUCCUAGCCAGGGUGUUGCGUUCUAUGAGAGCAGAGAAUCAGACUUCAGUACGUCAUCUGAUGGAGGUCUUUGUUGUGAGGAUGAUCCAUCUUCAUCCCCAUCUACUACAGCAGUUCUGGCAGUAUGCUUCAGAGGUAGCAAAUUGUCAAGAUGUAAGUUUCUCACCAUUGCUGAUGAUCAUUGCACACCUUGGUACUGUACAGCCCAAGGACCAACAGGAGUCUUUCUACCUUCAAGCGAUCCCAACAGUCCUUCCAUGGACAUUUGUUCCUUCCAUGGCAUUACGCGUCCAGUCACAGGUGGCGCUCUUCAAGAUGUGGAAGGAUUGCAAAGAGGCGGGGCUUAUCACCUUGAUGGACAGGUUUCCGGGGGUUGCUGUUUGUAUGGAUUUCACACAGAAUAACAGUGCACUCCACUCGCUGAGAGAGAGAAUGGAGGGGAGCUUCUUCCUCAGUUACUUCCAUCCCAUUCAACAUUUCAGUGUUGAAACCAUCUUCUACAUCAUGCCUAAGCUGACCCUGGUCACCGAGGAUGAGCUCGUCCAUCCAGAGCUCUUCCUCGUAUCAGACACGUCACCAUGGAAACAGAACAGCAACCAUCCCAUUGUACCCCUUUACAGCGAGACGGAUACACUCAGGACAUGUCAAGUCAAAGAGAAGCAGAAAAAUAAAUCAGUGAAAGAUGCAGAGAUUCGGGAAGAGCUGUGGACGGAGGAUGGAUCAGGAGAUAUCCAGAAGAAGAUUACACCGUGGAAGGAAUCCCACAUACCUGGCUUUGAAUCCUCCGAAGGUCAGAAGUCACCUAGGGGUCACCUUGUGGUCGUGGCUUCACUCAUCAGUAGAGUGCCAAAUCUUGGAGGUCUAUGUCGGACCUGUGAGAUUUUUGGAGCGUCCUGUCUUGUACUUGGUAACCUGGCUUUGAAAGACCACCAAGACUUCCUGAGUCUCAGUGUAUCAGCAGAAAGAUGGCUGCCACUAAGAGAGGUGAAGCCUUCUGAUUUGAAAGACUACAUGAUAGAGAUGAAGAAACAUGGGUAUACCCUGGUAGGAGUGGAGCAGACGGCCAACAGCCAAUCUCUGACAGACUUCAAGUUUCCCCAGCGAACCAUGCUCCUUUUAGGGAAAGAGAGAGAAGGCAUCCCGGUGGAGUUGAUCCAGUUUCUUGAUGUAUGCGUAGAGAUCCCUCAGCUUGGUUUCAUCAGAUCACUCAACGUACAUGUCAGCGGAGCACUGAUGAUAUGGGAAUACACCAGACAGAAGCUUCUUGGACUCAAGAACUAACUCAAAAAGUGACUCAGCUUAUGAUUUCAUCAGAUCACUCAAUGUACAUGUCAGCAGAGCACUAAUGAUAUGGGAAUACACCAGACAGAAGUUUCUUGGACUCAAGAACUGACUCAAGAAGUGACUCAGCAUAUGAUUUCAUCAGAUCACUCAAUGUACAUGUCAGCAGAGCACUAAUGAUAUGGGAAUACACCAGACAGAAGCUUCUUGGACUCAAGAACUAACUCAAGAAGUGACUCAGCAUAUGAUUUCAUCAGAUCACUCAAUGUACAUGUCAGCAGAGCACUAAUGAUAUGGGAAUACACCAGACAGAAGUUUCUUGGACUCAAGAACUGACUCAAGAAGUGACUCAGCAUAUGACUUCAUCAGAUCACUCAAUGUACAUGUCAGCAGAGCACUAAUGAUAUGGGAAUACACCAGACAGAAGUUUCUUGGACUCAAGAACUGACUCAAGAAGUGACUCAGCAUAUGAUUUCAUCAGAUCACUCAAUGUACAUGUCAGCAGAGCACUAAUGAUAUGGGAAUACACCAGACAGAAGCUUCUUGGACUCAAGAACUGACUCAGCUAAUGAUUUCAUCAGACCACUCAACGUACAUGUAUUAAAGCAGAGUUGAAUGCGAAACUUACCCAUCUCAACCACAAGAUUCCUGUCAAUUCAAGCUCUUUGUUCAGUGUGUUCAAGAUGUUAACUGCAGUGGAACACCACUACAUUCCUACACUGAAAACAGGUAGACUGCCACUUGCCCUACACUAUUGUCAAAUGCUUUCACCAGGACUGGAUAAAGCAUUAAAUCACCCAUAUUUUGACAAAGUGUUAUACACUAUGAUCAGCAACAUAUCUUGCAACGUGAUGUUUUUGACAGAGAAAAUCUGAAAACAUACCUGCAGCUUUUAUAACACUAAGGUCUUCUGACUGAGGCAACAACUACUAGUAUAACACUUAGAGACUAACUCUGCUCGGUUUCGUAUCUUUUGAAGUACAUAUAUGUGAACAGAGCAGGAAUGACAUAGGACUAUACACCAGACAGAAACUUCUAGGACUAUGGAAUUCAGGGUUGUCGUGACUUGGUUUUGUGAGAUCUCUUGAUUUCUCUGCGAGUGGAGCACUGAGUGUAAUAUAAUUAUCAAGAGUAUAUGAGGCAGAGGCAUGUAGGUUUAUAGCACUCAGGGACUUACUCUGCUAGAUUUUAUUAUAAGCAGAGCACUGAACAUCAAAUUGCUCAAUGUCCAAGUAAGUGGAGCAUGGAAUGAAUAAUCCUUAGCCUUUGAUAAAAGGUCAUCAAAUGUCCAUUGUUAUGGGAUUCCCCGUAGGGAUGCAAUAUCCGAAAUUAGGUUAAAAUAUGAACUGUUAUUUAUGUUGAAUAAUGAGCAAUGUUACCUUUGUUAGGUAAUUGUAACCACAUGGUGAGUUGGGUAAUGAUAUGACAUACAGAAUCCCAUCUGAAUGAUAGGAUUUUCAGAUAAAUGACUUGGGUAUACCGGUAAGUGAAAAAAAAAAAACUUUGUGAUCUGCCUUUUAACAGUCCAUUGUUUUUCAAUCUAUUUAUUUAAUUAUUCGUUUUUGUGUGGGGCUCCUUAGACUUGGUUACAAUGGGACUUCUGUAUAUAAUUUAGUGAAAGAAAGAUCAUGUUAGUACGUACGGAGCCCGGGAAGGGACGUAUGAGAAAUAUGUUUAUCUCAUUAAAACAACAUAAUUUUCUCAUUAAAAAGAGAUAUAUCUCAUGAAAACGACAUAAUUAUCUCAUUAAAACAAGAUAUAUCUCAUUAAAAUGAUGUAAUCUUUCAGAAACAGGUCUACACAGGGGCGGCACCAAGGUAUUUUCUU
Molecule: messenger RNA, 6970 nt
Organism: Strongylocentrotus purpuratus (purple sea urchin)
Lineage: Eukaryota; Metazoa; Echinodermata; Echinoidea; Camarodonta; Strongylocentrotidae
Gene: tarbp1
Product: probable methyltransferase TARBP1
Exons: 27
Coding region: 212-5143 (1643 amino acids)
Biological process (GO): tRNA methylation
Molecular function (GO): RNA binding; tRNA (guanine) methyltransferase activity
Source: RefSeq, a predicted model, not a curated record